Fraxinus pennsylvanica is the source of this 330-nucleotide messenger RNA. NCBI's taxonomy places the organism in Eukaryota, Viridiplantae, Streptophyta, Magnoliopsida, Lamiales, Oleaceae. The record is from the annotation of a GenBank genome assembly.
AUGAGCCCAUUGGAUAAUCUUACGGCCCCGACGUAUUUGGGCCGGCCCUGGAAGGAUUUCUCUACAACAGUUAUUUUGGAGACUGAAAUUGGUGGGUUCUUGAGACCACAGGGCUGGAUUUCAUGGGUCAGUAAUGUGGAUCCUCCUAGUAGUAUCUUCUAUGCUGAGUAUCGGAAUACUGGGCCUGGAUCGAGUGUGGCUGAUAGGGUUAAAUGGGCUGGAUAUAAGCCCACUCUUACACUGACGGAGGCCUCAAAAUACACUGUACAGUCCCUCAUUGAUGGUGCAUCGUGGUUGCCUGACGCAAAUGUGGCAUUUGAAUCAACCUAA